AUGGAUAAACUUGAUAAAAUUAUUGCACAAUUAGACGAAUUGGAAAUUAGUCAAAAACACAGGGAAGAGUUGCUCAAAAGAAAUCAAGCAACAUUCCUCCUGAGAUUGCCAAAAGUCAUUUUAAUAUAGAGAGUGUGUGGAUUUUUGGAUGAUAAUGAUCUAUAUAGAUUUACAGCAACAUGUUCCACACUCAGAAAGGUGAUGUUUUGUCCUUUGGGAUUCAAACUAUUGAUGUUGAGUAGAAAUGCUAAUCAUUUGGUUGGAGGACCCAAACAUUCUCAAAUACAACUGAAACAUGAAAAGAUCGACAUUAUCUCAUGUGGCAAUUUGUCAACCAACAGCAGUAUGUUUGACACAGAGGAGGAUGCACUAGCCUAAUUAGAGGUUUUGAAAGCUGUGAAGGAUUUCUUAUAGAGCAAAUUGCAGGAUUCGCAAGCAACCAUUUAAAAAUUACAAGACAUGUUGGAAGAUGCCCAAGCUACUCUAAAAUAUGAAAAAUCAGUCAAUUUAAGGUUGCAAUCCAAAAUAAACAUUCUGCAAAAUCAACUAUCGAUAUCUGAACUCUAGAGGUAGGAUGUUAGGGAGAACUUGGCAGAAUUGAAUUCUAAAUACAACAAAAUUAUCACUUAAAUGGAAUAGGACAAAAUCAUCUUGUUGGAAGACAAGGAGAAGCUUCUAAAACACAAGCAAGUCUUGAUCGAAGAGGUCUACAGAUUGAGAGGUGUGGUGGCCAAGAUGGAGGAAAACCAAAACAAUUAUAAGGAAGCCUUAAGACAGGUUAAAACCUUUAUGGAAAGCGUAGAAGUUAAACCUGUUUGAUUUUGUUAUCGAUUGAAUUAUUAAUUAAUUUUGAUGAUGUACUAUUUUUC
Molecule: messenger RNA, 869 nt
Organism: Paramecium tetraurelia
Lineage: Eukaryota; Ciliophora; Oligohymenophorea; Peniculida; Parameciidae
Exons: 3
Source: RefSeq, a predicted model, not a curated record